This is a messenger RNA of Leishmania braziliensis MHOM/BR/75/M2904, 1893 nucleotides long. RefSeq lists its product as hypothetical. The transcript has a single exon. The record is from RefSeq and is a predicted model, not a curated record. Lineage: Eukaryota; Euglenozoa; Kinetoplastea; Trypanosomatida; Trypanosomatidae. Gene Ontology annotation, cellular component: cytoplasm. Gene Ontology annotation, biological process: regulation of angiogenesis. Bases 1 to 1893 code for a protein of 630 amino acids.
AUGCCAGAUAAGGUGCUGGCCAUCGUAGAGCAGCUCAGUCAGCAGAACCCCUUCUAUGACCAGGAAGACUUGCCCGAUCCCCCGCGGCCAAGCGAGACAGCCAUCCCUCGUGAUCGCCCUUCCGCGGAGCAAAUUCCAUUCAUUCAGAAACAGAUAAGCAUUCUCAGCUACAACCACCUGCCUCGCACCUUCUUUUCCUUAGAGAAGCACCGCUCGCUGCAGAGCAUCCUUUUCACGGCGAAGGAGGUGCUGGACGAGGCACUGCCCAUCCGCUGCCUCGAGGCGACGUUUGUGGCGUUGCACUAUACGCAAACACUCCACGACAUCGACCGCAUUCCCCUCUCCUUCAAGUCGGAGGCGAAGGGAAACUUCUACCGCCACAUCGUUCUCGUCCUCCGCACGCGCACCGCGCCGAUCCUCUACGGUGCUCUCGGCCUUAGCCGCAAGUCGACGCUCAUGUACAAGCCACUAGCGUAUCGCUCCCUCUUUGAUGUAGUGAUGGACUACAAGCACGAGUACGAGGUUCUCGGGCACGAUCUACUUGACAUAAAGCUGGGCAUCGCCAUCACACACAAUGAACACAGCCGCUGGGACCCGUGCUGGCGCUUUAUUGCCCUCAGGCUUGACGACUAUUGCGACGGUGCCAACGGGAGGUCACUGACGCGCUCGGCGGCAUACCACCGCAAAUCGACUUCACCAGGCACGCUGCAAUCGCACACACCCAAGAGCACCACCCGCGUGGCCAACACCUCCCCCUUUCCCUCAAACGGUGGCCAAACCGCGCUUCCGCUGCUCAACCAAGGCGCCUCUCGCGAAGAGACUUUCACGCACCGCUUGAAUAGUGAUGCGCCGUUAGAGAUGUCGGCGAAAACACUGAGUGGUUCGCACAGCGAGGCGGUGGAGCAUGGAUCCUCGGUACAGUUGCCUCCGCUAAGCACCGUCGGCUCCAUCUUGCCGACAGAGCCGAUUUCCAAUGUGACCCCUUCGCUUCUGCGUUCGUUGAGCACGACAGACGCGACUGCUGAGACGUACGCGCCACUGGCACAACUGCUGAGCAACUACAUGCGACUCUUGCCCACCAUCAGCGAGCAGUACUACAAGGGCAUCGCAACUCUGGACAACAGCAACAGAGCACUAAAGCUGUGCUUCAUGGACCUCGACACCACGGAAAGUGACUCCGGUGCCGAGAACCAGAGACGCCUGCAGCUCAUCGGCGAGAUGCAGUCCCCGCUGAGCGUGGAGGCAAAGCGGUUGGCGGCGAACCGACAGUUGAAGCCACCCAAGAAGGAUAAAGGCAGCGCGAAGAACGCAACCAGCGGAAGUGGAGGUGCCAAACAUCGACAGGCGGGCAACAGCGGCGGCAAAGCGAACAAGCGCACCUCCCUGGGAUUGCCACCCUCGGUAGGUGCGGCGGAUGGCAGGAAGGCCGUCCCACCGGCAACGUUGCCCCACCACCGUUCCCCUCGGAUGCAGCCUCCGUCGGCGACGUCAGAUCUUGCGAACCCACCUGCGCCUCUCGAUACACCUCCCUCUGCGGAGUCGGGACGUGGCGCGCCCCUCUCGGCUGCUUUGGCGAGCGUCAACCACGUCUGUCGUACGUGCAUGCCCUUUCAGCAAAUUGUGGUAGACGCGCAGAACACGGGAAGCUCGACGUCGCCGCUGUGUAGCGGGGAUGGUGGGACGGAGGGGUACAUGAGCCCUUGCGAUGCUAGUCUUGGCGCCUCUGAAGACCCCUUUGCUGCCCCUCCCCUUACCCCGCGCAACUACGAUGCGCGAAAGUCGCUCUCCCAGUAUGAGGCGUCCCUCCGCUUUACAUCGUCGGCAAGCGACAUCUUUUCCACGCAGUCCUCGAUGAGCGCUGCCCUUGUGCGCUCACCACACAGGUCACCCUAG